Molecule: messenger RNA, 722 nt
Organism: Leptidea sinapis
Lineage: Eukaryota; Metazoa; Arthropoda; Insecta; Lepidoptera; Pieridae
Gene: Cpr49Ae
Product: endocuticle structural glycoprotein ABD-4-like
Exons: 4
Coding region: 61-471 (136 amino acids)
Cellular component (GO): chitin-based extracellular matrix
Molecular function (GO): structural constituent of chitin-based larval cuticle
Source: RefSeq, a predicted model, not a curated record
UCGACGCCGCUAGUAAGCAUAUGGGAAAACAGUAUUACAAAACCUCACGGAGCUAACAACAUGGUAAAAAUGGAGAUGUUAUUUGUGAUGUGUUUCAUCGCUAUUGCCGCCGCAGCACCGCAAAAGCCUGCCGAUCAAGUAAUAGCAAUUCUGAAGCAAGAGUUCGACCAACAACCGGACGGAUCAUAUGUCUACAGCUAUGAAACCGAAAACGGUAUUAAGGCGGACGAGAAAGGUACGUUGAAAAAGGCAAGCGGCCCUGAUAGUACUGAUGUCAUUGUCGCCCAAGGAGGUUUCAGCUACACGGCACCAGAUGGCACUGUUAUCAACCUUAAUUACGUCGCAGAUGAUGAAAAUGGAUUUAGACCUGAGGGUGCACAUUUGCCAACUCCUCCACCAAUCCCCCCAGAAAUCCAAAAGGCACUCGACUUCUUAGCUACUCUUCCUCCACCAGCUCCAUCCAGGAACUAGAUGGGAACUCAAGACAAACGGCAUACCAGACCUGACCUGACUACCGAUGCUCACUGCCAGUAUGAUACAUAUUUUAUCAUACAAACCUUAGUUGUACAAUGCUAUGUUUUAUAAUUAAAGCAAGAAAAAAUCAUAUAAAAAUAAAUUAUCUGCUCAAUAAUUGAUCUGUGAUACACAUGAAUGUAAGCAAAAUUAUUUUUGUAAUUAUUUAUUAAAUGCAAAAACAGUGCCAAAGAUGCAUUGAAAAUGUC